Molecule: messenger RNA, 3960 nt
Organism: Lytechinus variegatus (green sea urchin)
Lineage: Eukaryota; Metazoa; Echinodermata; Echinoidea; Temnopleuroida; Toxopneustidae
Product: serine/threonine-protein phosphatase 6 regulatory ankyrin repeat subunit A-like
Exons: 1
Coding region: 1-3960 (1319 amino acids)
Molecular function (GO): protein binding
Source: RefSeq, a predicted model, not a curated record
AUGGAGUAUCUCAUUCAACAAGGUUCUGAUGUGAACAAAUGUGAUCCAAAGGGUGUGACGCCAUUCAAUGCUGCCAUUCAAUUCGGGCAUCUAGAAGCUGUCAAAUAUCUCAUAGAUAAAGGAGCCAAUCAGAACAGAUAUGAUGGAAUGACCCCACUCUAUGCUGCAGCUCAAUUCGGUCAUCUAGAUAUCGUGAAAUUCUUUAUUUCCAAUGGAGCUGAUGUGAAUGAAGAACAUGAUAAUGGGAGGAUUCCUCUUUACGGUGCUGCUAUCAGUGGUAAUAUGAAGAUCAUGGAGUAUCUCACCCAAGAAGGGUCUGAUGUGAACAAGGCUAAUCCAAAGGGUUGGACACCAUUCAAUGCUGCUAUUCAAUACGGUCAUCUAGAAGCUGUCAAAUAUCUCAUAGAUAAAGGAGCCAAGCAGAACAGAUAUAAUGGAAUGACCCCUCUCUAUGCUGCAGCUAAAUUCGGUAAUUUAGAUAUCGUGGAUUUCUUCAUUUCAAACGGAGGUGAUGUGAAUGAAGAGAAUGAAAGUGGGAAUAUUCCUCUUCACGGUGCUGCUAUCAGUGGUAAUAUGAAGAUCAUGGAGUAUCUCAUCCAACAAGGUUCUGAUGUGAACAAAGCUGAUCAAACGGGAUGGACACCAUUCAAUGCUGCUAUUCAAGAAAGCCAUCUAGAAGUUGUCAAAUAUCUCAUAGAAAAAGGAGCCAGGCAGAACAGAUAUGAUGGAAUGACCCCUCUCUAUGCUGCAGCUAAAUUCGGUCAUUUAGAUAUCGUGGAUUUCUUCAUUUCAAACGGAGGUGAUGUGAAUGAAGAGAAAGAAAGUGGGAAUAUUCCUCUUCACGGUGCUGCUAUCAGUGGUAAUAUGAAGAUCAUGGAGUAUCUCAUCCAACAAGGUUCUGAUGUGAACAAAGCUGAUCAAACGGGAUGGACACCAUUCAAUGCUGCUAUUCAAGAAAGCCAUCUAGAAGUUGUCAAAUAUCUCAUAGAAAAAGGAGCCAGGCAGAACAGAUAUGAUGGAAUAACCCCUCUCUAUUUUGCAGCUGAAUUUGGUCAUAUAGAUAUCGUGGAAUUCUUCAUCUCAAACGGUGCUGAUGUGAAUGAAGAAGAUGAUGAUGGGAUGAUUCCUCUUCACGGUGCUGCUAUCAGUGGUAAUAUGAAGAUCAUGGAGUAUCUCAUCCAACAAGGUUCUGAUGUGAACAAAGCUGAUCAAACGGGAUGGACACCAUUCAAUGCUGCUAUUCAAGAAAGCCAUCUAGAAGUUGUCAAAUAUCUCAUAGAAAAAGGAGCCAGGCAGAACAGAUAUGAUGGAAUAACCCCUCUCUAUUUUGCAGCUGAAAUUGGUCAUAUAGAUAUCGUGGAAUUCUUCAUCUCAAACGGAGCUGAUGUGAAUGAAGAAAAUGAUAAUGGGAUGAUUCCUCUUCACGGUGCUGCUAUCAGUGGUAAUAUGAAGAUCAUGGAGUAUCUCAUCCAACAAGGUUCUGAUGUGAACAAGGCUGAUCUAACGGGAUGGACACCAUUCAAUGCUGCUAUUCAAGAAGGUCAUCUAGAAGCUGUCAAAUAUCUCAUAGAAAAGGGAGCCAAGCAGAACAUGUAUGAUGGAAUGACCCCACUCUAUGCUGCAGCUCAAUUCGGUCAUUUAGAUAUCGUGGAAUACUUCAUUUCCAAUGGAGCUGAUGUGAAUGAAGAAGAUGAUAAUGGGAGGAUUCCUUUUCACGGAGCUGCUUGCAGUGGUAAUAUUAAGAUCAUUGAGUAUCUCAUUCAACAAGAGUCAGAUGUGAACAAAGGUGAUUCAAAGGGAUGGACACCAUUCAAUGCUGCUGUUGAGAAAGGGCAUCUAGAAGCUGUCAAAUAUCUCAUGGAAAUGGGAGCAAAUAAGAAUAGAUAUGGUGGAAUGUCCCCACUCUAUGCUGCAGCUCAAUUCGGUCAUUUAGAUAUCGUGAAAUACUUUAUUUCCAAUGGAGCUGAUGUGAAUGAAGUUGACGAUAAUGGGAGGAUUCCUCUUCACGGUGCUGCUAUCAGUGGUAAUAUGAAGAUCAUGGAGUAUCUCAUUCAACAAGGAUCAGAUAAGAACAAGGCUAGUAAAACGGGUUGGACACCAUUCAAUGCUGCCAUUCAAUACGGUCAUCUAGAAGCUGUCAAAUAUCUCAUAGAUAAAGGAGCCAAGCAGAACAGGUAUGAUGGAAUGACCCCACUCUAUGCUGCAGCUCAAUUCGGUCACUUAGAUAUCGUGAAAUUCUUCAUUUCCAAUGGCGCUGAUGUGAAUGAAGAAGAUGAUAACGGGCGUAUUCCUCUACAUGCAGCUGCUAUUAAUGGUAACAUUGAAGUCAUGGAGUACCUCAUUCAACAAGGCUCCAAUGUGAACAAGGCCGAUCCAAUGGGUUGGACGCCAUUGAAUGCUGCUAUUAAAAAAGGCCACAUAGAAGCUGUCAAAUAUCUCAUAGAUAAAGGAGCCAAGCAGAACAAAUAUGAUGGAAUGACCCCACUCUUUGCUGCAGCUGAAUACGGUCAUUUAGAUAUCGUGACAUUCUUCAUUUCCAUUGGUGCUGAGGUGAAUGAAGAAGAUGAUAUUGGGUGGAUCCCUUUACAUGGAGCUGUUCUCAGCGGUAAUAUGAAGAUCAUGGAAUAUCUCAUUCAACAAGGGUGUGAUGUGAACAAGGCUGAUUCUAAAGGUUGGACACCAUUUAGUGCUGCUAUCCAAUAUGGUCAUCUAGAAGCGGUCAAAUAUCUCAUAGAUAAAGGAGCCAAGCAGAACAGGUAUGCAGGAAUGACCCCACUCUAUAUUGCAACACAAGCAGGUCAUCUAGAUAUCGUCCAAUUCUUGGUAUCCAAUGAUGCUGACGUCAAUGAGGUAGAUGACGAAGGGAUGAUUGCUCUCCACGCUGCUUCCCGUAUCGGUAACAUUGAAAUCAUUGAGUAUUUCAUUCAGCAAGGCUCUGAUGUAAACAAGACAGACAGAAAUGGACUGACACCACUGAACACAGCAAUCAUUGAAGGGCAAUUGAAAGUUGUUAAAUUUCUCAUUGCUAAAGGAGCCAACUACCUAAGUUAUGAUGGUAUGUCUCCACUUUACAUCGCAACACAAUACGACCAUAUCGACCUAGUGAAAUUCCUCAUUUCCAAAGGAUUUAGUGUAAACAAAGGGACUGAAAGCGGCAAGUCUCCGCUCCAUGCAGCAUGUUACAACGGUAACAUCGAUGUGGUAGAAUUUUUACUUCUCAACAAUGCUGAUGUAAAUCAUCAAGAUCAAGAUGGAUGGACACCACUUCAAGCCGCUCAACAAGAAGGCCACCUACAGAUAGUCAAGUAUCUGUCAGUGCGUGGUACACUCAUGAAGGAUAUGGAUGGUAUAACUUCGAUACAGGCGUCGCCAAACACAGCUCAUUCUACUCGUCGAAUACAAGGAAUAUUGAGUACUGACACCUUUGCUCAAAUUGCGUCACGAAAUCAACAACAUAAAGGUCAUCGGACUGCAAUCCAAGCAGAAUCUGCAACACUUGCAGAACAAUCCAAACUACACGUUCAUAAUAUCUAUGAUGACAAUGCUUUCAUCCAAGCUGGCAUAAAAGAGGAGAUGUGUGCUGAACUCUCGUCGAGCACUGUGGCUCAUAAAGUUGAGGGUCGCGCCAAUCUGGAGCCAAAUCCUUUCUAUGGUGCCCAAUCGAAAUUUCCUGAGAAAUCUGAACAUGGUUCAUCCCAGGAUGACAUUGACGCAGUACAAAACAGCAUGACUAGGAAACAAUACAACCGAGCCAAUGAUAUAAGCCGCCCUGUCUCGCUCGGACCUCAGAAAUGGCAAUACAGCGGAUUUGCUCCACCAUUUCUACAAACCCUGAACAACUCUAUGACCACUGAGCAGGAUUCAGAAGACCCAUGGUCGAGAUGGCAUCUCCCAACUAAAGAGAUUAGACAAACCAGAGUGAGUAGUUAUCGUUAUUUUUUAGAAUCAAUAUGUGACUAG